CAUGUUGGAUGUACGCAUCGCUUCUGCAGCUGCUGGAGUUUCCGAAUGAAAGUUGAGCGUUUAUUCGUCUACAGUCACACAACGGGUCCUUAAUCCGUUUAAUUCGCACCAAACGGAGGAGUUGAGGUUCUUUCUUGAGCGGCACCAAGUCUGGGAAAACCCUCCCCGUCCUCCUCCUCCGCCCUCCAGCCCGGAGUCGGACUCAGCGGAGAUGAUCCGGUUGCAGGCCACAGCAACCGGAGCCUGCAUGGAUUUUCUGUAAUCGGUAGAGUUUGCUGAGCCCGUCCGGGGAUAACCGCAUUGUUUCGGGGUUAACUUGAAGAAUUCGGAGCCAUGAACAGCCACCCGCCGCCCCGCAGGGUUGCUAACGUCGGCUCCCUCCUCCUGACCCCGCAGGAGAACGAGUGCCUAUUCGGCUACCUGGGAAGGAAAUGCGCCACUCUGUGUUCGGCGGUGGUCCAGGUGUACGUGGCCGAGCGGAGCGCCAGCUGGGCGAAGAGAUGCUGUGGAGUGGCCUGUCUGGUCAAAGACAACCCACAGAGGUCCUACUUCAUCAGAGUGUUUGACAUCAAGGAAGGGAAAACCAUGUUUGAACAGGAACUGUACCACAACUUCUCCAUCGGCAGCUCCAGAUCCUAUUUCAUCUCGUUUGCAGGAGACACCUGUCAGAUUGGUCUGAAUUUUGCUAGUGAAGAAGAGGCCAAAAGAUUCAGAGUCGCCAUCAAUGACCUGCUCAACCGACGGCAACGCAAAACCGAGAAAAGAGGUGACCCUAAAAAUGGCCCAGCUCUGCCAAUGGCCACAGUGGACAUCAAGAACCCGGAGAUAAACAACAUCAGAUUCCACAACUCCCACAGCCACCAGCAGCCGUACCACCUCAACAAUAUGUUGAGCCACAGCGGCCUGACCCGCAAGGACAAGAAGACCAAAGGCAAGAAGAAGAAGCUGACAAAGGCUGACAUCGGCACACCCAGCAACUUCCAGCACAUCGGUCACGUGGGCUGGGAUCCAAACACAGGUUUUGAUCUGAACAACCUGGACCCUGAACUGAAGAACCUGUUCGACAUGUGCGGCAUCUCCGAGGCUCAGCUGAAGGACCGGGAGACGUCCAAGGUCAUCUACGACUUCAUCGAGAAGAAGGGCGGCGUGGAGGCCGUCAAGAACGAGCUGAGGAGGCAGGCACCCCCUCCACCUCCUUCUCGUGGCGGACCCCCUCCUCCUCCUCCUCCGCCCCACCACGGUUCGGCUCCACCUCCUCCUCCAUCCAGAGGGGGCCGGGGAGCCCCUCCCCCCCCUCCUCCGUCCAGAGCACCCGCCUCAGCUCCCCCUCCCCCACCCCCCUCCAGACCAGGAACUCUGGGUGCCCCACCGCCCCCACCGCCUCCCACCAGAGGAAGUCACCAGCCCCCUCCUCCUCCCCACCAUCACCAUCACCACCACCAGCCUCCACCUCCUCCUCCGCCGUCCUCCGCGCACUCCUCCCUCGCCCCCCAAGCCCCACCCCCUCCGCCUCCCCCACUAGCACAGCAGUCUCCAGUUGGCAGCGGUGGCGGCUCGGCCCCUGCUCCGCCUCCGCCCCCUCCUCCUCCACCUCCCCCGCCCGGCCCUCCUCCCCCUCCAGAGCUGGACGGUGUGGGUGGGGGCGGAGAUUCGCCUCAUUCGCCAGGCCCGGGCGGGAAGUCGGCGCUGCUGGAGCAAAUCAGAGGAGGAACCCAGCUGAAGAAGGUGGAGCAGAACCACCGAGCGCCGGCCUCCAGCACCGGACGAGACGCCCUGCUGGACCAGAUCCGACAGGGGAUCCAGCUCAAGACCGUGCCGGAUCAUCCGGAGUCCGGCCCUCCGACGCCGGCUCCUGCUGCGGGCAUCGUCGGCGCUCUCAUGGAAGUGAUGCAGAAGAGGAGCAAAGCCAUCCAUUCCUCAGACGAAGACGAGGAUGACGAGGAAGAUGAGGACUUUGAGGACGACGACGAGUGGGACGACUAGCGAUGACUCCCCUGUCCUCAACCCCGGUCCCCCCCCGCGCACCUGUCGCUGACACUAAAAUAUCCUCUAACAAUCUUCCAGAAUCUGACUAAAAUUGUAAUGUAAAUGUUGUAUGAAUUUGCUGUAUAUUUAUUUUUGCCUUUUUUUUUUUUUUUUGCUUUUU
Molecule: messenger RNA, 2146 nt
Organism: Xiphias gladius (swordfish)
Lineage: Eukaryota; Metazoa; Chordata; Actinopteri; Istiophoriformes; Xiphiidae
Gene: wasla
Product: WASP like actin nucleation promoting factor a
Exons: 11
Coding region: 334-1983 (549 amino acids)
Biological process (GO): actin filament organization; regulation of Rho protein signal transduction
Cellular component (GO): plasma membrane
Molecular function (GO): small GTPase binding; actin binding
Source: RefSeq, a predicted model, not a curated record